Molecule: messenger RNA, 3150 nt
Organism: Strongylocentrotus purpuratus (purple sea urchin)
Lineage: Eukaryota; Metazoa; Echinodermata; Echinoidea; Camarodonta; Strongylocentrotidae
Product: melatonin receptor type 1A-like
Exons: 1
Coding region: 1554-2636 (360 amino acids)
Biological process (GO): G protein-coupled receptor signaling pathway
Cellular component (GO): membrane
Molecular function (GO): G protein-coupled receptor activity
Source: RefSeq, a predicted model, not a curated record
CCGGAAGAGAAGAGAAAGUUCAUGAACCGUGGCGUCCACGACUUACCAUACGAAUUUGGACAGCAUUAUUGAUAUAGAAAGGGGCGCCACAACCCAUUGUUCCUCCCAUCAUGAGCUACUCCCAAAUGACGUCAUAGAAGGCUUUCUUGUACAUUAAACUGAUUCCGGUGUUAUUACUUCUGUACUAUAACAACAACGCAGUUCUCAUCUAAUUACCAUCAUACUACACGCUGUUUCGAUAGAGCCUCAUAUUAAAACAAUUAAAACUUAAUUACACUUUUCUAUCAGACGAUGUUAGGUGCUCAUAACAAAUCGAGGUUUCCUCUUCUUUCCCGCACUUUCUUUCAUGGAUUGAGUUUACACCUGACAUUCAACUGUUUAAUGUGGUCACAAUUUCUGGAAACGUAAGAUCUCGUCGUAUAAGUACUUCGGUUUCAAGAUACAACAUUCUGCACUCUGGUGAUACGUCGUCUCGAGUCAACUCGCAGCGUUGUGGUGUUUCGAAUAAAAUAAUGAGUAAUUGUGGAGGAGUUUUCAAGAAGAUAGUGUGCUGUGUGGAGAAAAACAUUUCUUGAAGCGUGAUGUUGGAAAGGAUACUCUCAAAGUGAGCAUUUAAAGUGGCCCCAUGUUAGAUUAUAGAAGGGGUACGUCUGAGCAAGGUACAAGGAGAACAAUGCCAUGAUAUAAUGUAUGCAUACCACAUUGGUACUUGGUUGUUGUUCCUCCAAAAGAUUCCUAGUGGAAUUUAAACUGGAGGUCGUGGUGGCAGAGGGUGGACUUAUUUCGGAAGGAGUGCUACUUUAAACUUUGCUGAGUCAGUCAGGGAUACUAAUGUCGAAUCGAGAUCAUUCCAUGCUCUGGUUGUGCGUGGAAAAAAAGAGUUUUUGUAUACAUCUAAUCUGGUUAAUGGUAUUUCGAACUGACUUGAGUGCCCGCGUCUGCUACGACCUGGUUUAGGUUUAAUGUGUGUUUGGGCAUCUAUGUCCAGCUGGCCAUGUAAGAUUGUGUGGAAACAGCUUAGACGGUGAGCUUCGCGUCUGUCUUGGAGAGAGUUCCAUUUAAGAGAAUUUAGAAGGAGGGUGACGCUUGCAUCUCUCUGAUAUGUGCUUGUGACAAAACGGGCUGCCUGCCUCUGGACUCGUUCGAUAGAAGAAAUGUUCUUAGCUGUGUAUGGGUCCCAAGCAGCAACUGCGUAAUCUAAGUGUGGUCUAACGAGGGUGAGGUAGAGUUUCUCUUUUAUGGAAGUUGAGCAGUGAUGAAAGUUGCGUCUCAGAAAACUCAAUACUCCUAUAGCUUUUGUUGUUGCGAGGUGAGUUUGGCCAUUCCAUCGGAGGUCGUUCUGGAUCACAACACCAAGGUACUUUGUCUGCUUACAUUCUUCCAGGGUGGUACAUCCAUCCAAGUUGAAAAUGAUAAUCACUUUCCAACUAUUUGAAUAUUCAUACAUAUCAUUAAUUAAAAGUGAAAGCCAUUUUGAGAGAGCCAAACUUUUGCGAUCGUAUUUUGAAAGAUUGAGUGACAUCUUCUGAGAAUCUCUUCUGGAGGAUAUCAUCAUGUGCGACAUAGGGAACUGCACUGAUGUGGAGGAACCCAUAGUUUACAAGUAUUACUGGGAGCGAAUCAUCUACGCUACAAUCACAGGGUUGAUCUCUAUCACCGGUGCCUUCGGGAACACCUUGGUCAUCUUAGCCGUGUUCAUCAGCAAGAAACUACGAAACAAAACCAAUACAUUUGUCGUCAAUCUCGCCAUUGCGGAUUUGAUAAGCUGUCUGAAUCUUCCUUGGACGGCGUUGGCGCUGCUCUGUGAGAAUGAGUGGCCUUUGUCAGAGUGGAUCUGCAUGUGGGAAGGGAUGAUCCUGAUGGUCAGUACCGGCUGCAGUCUAUACACACUUGGUGGGAUUGCGUUAAGUCGGGCUUGCCUGAUUACCUUGCCAAACCAUCGCUACCAUGAGAUCCUCACCCCGAAAGCUCUUGGUGGACUCGUCUUGAUAUUCUGGUUAAUACCAGUGACAACGUCCAUCGUUCCGUACAUGAAAUCAGAUAGUUUUUUCGGCUUCAACCAUCGCUAUAGCAUGUGCAUCUGGAACACCACGCAUCCUUUCUCACCAACUUACAACUUGAUACUUGCCAUAACGUUCUACCCUGUUCCACUCUUUAUCAUCUUCUUCAGCUAUUUCCGUAUUUGGCGCCAUGUUCGUAUCCAUUCUCGUCGCAUGGCCCGGGUAACCUCCCAGCUCGUUACGGUCUCCGGGCAGAUGACUGGUCUUGCCCGGAAGAGCACCUUCAGCAAGAGGCAGAUGUCUGUCACGAAGAACCUCUUCAUCAUCAUCAUCCUGUUUAUCCUCUUGAUAACACCGUACAGCGUCCAGUUGGUCAUACCAGGAGGCUGGAGACUGGUCCCGGGUCUUGCUAUGGUCUUUCUAUUCAACUCCUGCGUAAAUCCGUUCAUUUACGGAACACGUCAUCCAGACUUUAAGGUGGCCUUCAGGAGCAUCUUACGAUGCCCCCUACGAUCAAACCAGCUGAUGGACUCAAGCUCAUCGACCGGCUUGCGUGUACAACCUCUGAUUCGGAGACAAGCCCAGCGAGGUACUGAUUUUAUUGCUCCAAAUUCAGCAAGCUCUUCAGACGCAUGAACUAAAUGUAUAGCUGACAGGAUGGCAUGUUGGCAAAACCAACAACAUGUAUACAUUUGUCAUUAUUUUGACACGAGCUGAGUGGAAAAGUGUAUAUAUUCGCCCAAGUACUGGGUUAUUUUUCCGAGAUGAACUAUGUUUACAAGCAUUAUGUAAAUCGUAUGCAACUGUAAUUUUGAGUAGUUUUCUUACGUUGCGCUGGUCCAGUGCCCGUGAUACCGAAAUGUCACGUAUAAUGUUUCACUUCGUCAGUCUCGUGUGUUGUCGGUCGACUGGCAUAUCCAACCUAGAACCACAAGGCUCGCUAGGAUCAGGGUAAGAGUUACGGUGAUAAGGCCAUGACCGAAGGGACGCGCGCGUGUUUAAAGUAACCUAACAAAAGCCUUUCUUUACUCUUUUAGUACAAUAUUAAAGUAUUUUGCACUAACUAUUUACAUUGAUCUAUACAUUUGCCACACUCAACCCAGGUGAUGUAAAUGGGUAGCUGGCAGUAAUUAAUUCCUUGAAAUGCUAG